Ochlerotatus camptorhynchus is the source of this 1116-nucleotide messenger RNA. RefSeq lists its product as uncharacterized. NCBI's taxonomy places the organism in Eukaryota, Metazoa, Arthropoda, Insecta, Diptera, Culicidae. The record is from RefSeq and is a predicted model, not a curated record. Gene Ontology annotation, molecular function: oxidoreductase activity, acting on the CH-OH group of donors, NAD or NADP as acceptor. The transcript has 5 exons. Bases 100 to 1116 code for a protein of 338 amino acids.
UUGGAUCUAUCCUUUGAUUUUUGAUUCGCAAAAAGAUACAGCAAGAGAGCAUCAGUUCGUACGGAACUGUCGAUUAGAUCACAUCGCGCCGCGUUCGAUAUGGCCCACCAGGUUCAGUAUUUCAACCAUAAAGACGGCGAGUACGUGCCAGCCUCGAAGGAGUAUACCGAAAAAGGGCAAACGUCUCGGAAAUGGGAAGAGUUUGUUGUUAAAGUGGUGAAAGUGGUGCUGCUGUUUUUCCCUACGCUGAUCAUGGAGUGGUACAAGAUUCUGUUGGGCAAAAAGAAAUCCGUUAAGGGACAGAUUGCCUUGGUAACCGGAGGGGGGAAUGGACUCGGAAGGGCACUGUGCCUGCGAUUGGCCAAGGAAGGAUGCCAUGUGGCCGUGGCCGAUAUCGAUGUGAUAGCUGCCGAAAGAACGGCGGCCGAAAUUCGCAGGCUUGGACUCAAGUCGGCAGCGUUCAAGGUUGACGUUGGUGAGCAACGGUCCGUUGAGCAGCUGAGGAUUGACGUCGAAACAGCACUGGGUCCAGUGGAUAUUUUAGUAAACAACGCUGGACUGCUGGCAAUGUUGUCACUCUCGGAGGGUACCACCGAGGAUGUGCAACGAAUCAUCGAUGUGAACUUUACCUCGCACAUUUGGACAAUCCGCGCCUUCAAGGACGGCAUGAUGGAGCGCCGUCGAGGACAUAUCGUGGCAGUAUCAUCUACAUUCGGUAUCGUCCCGUUUGGACGCACCGUAUGUUACAGUGCUACCAAGUUCGGCGUGCGUGGUCUGAUGGAAGGUCUCAACGAGGAGUUCUACAUGAACGGCUACGAAAAAGACAUCUUCGUGACGUGUGUCUAUCCGGGCUUCGUAGCCACCAGAAAGGAGUUUAUGGAAUACCUCGAGCAGAUUGGCUGUCGGGCUCCGAUUCACACACCGGAUGAGGUUGCGGAUGUGGCAAUCAAUGCAGUUUUGCGGAACCGUUGCGAGAUUAUUACCUCUCCGUUGUACAUGCAAAUCAUGAUCAAGCUUAACGCCCUAUUCCCGAACGAACUGACCCGACUGAUGCUAGGAUUGUUCGUCGAUAAGGUGCCACAGUUGACCGUGCGGGAGGAGGAGGAGGAGGAGUGA